AUUUUUUAUUUUGUUCAAUUAAGGCCCCCAAACUCAGCAUUAUUCUUAAUUAUAACCUUAUUUGAGCACAAUAAAACUUUAGAGCGUUAAUUGUAAAUUCAGUCAAAGUUCAGGAACUUCUUAACACAUAAUGCAUUGAUUUUUCUUUAUCGAGACUUACUUGCCAACUAGUUAUUUUUUUUAUAUAGAAAAGUGUCAUUAAUUUCUUACAAAAGUUAAAAAAAUAAUAAUAAACAAAACUUCCUUACAAAAUACAUACAAACAUUUCUCAACAACCACUUUAAUUUAAGAUCUAUAAAUUAUAACUACAUGACACAUAAUCCAAUCAUACAGAAAGUAGAGACAUUAAAAAAGUGGUGAAAGCGUAGCUACCACACUCCUCUUCGCUUUCAACACAGUGUUUCAAUGUGCCCUGUAUAAUAUUUUUUUUAUUCUAAAAAUCUGUCAACGAUGAUUUAUUAAUGGCCUACAAGUUGGAAUUUCUCCAGAGGCUUGAUUUUAUUGCAAUUCCUCUUUAGAUAUUUAGGAAAAAUCCAAAAAACUACUUGUCAUCUCCAAGCUAAUUACUUAACCAGCAAUCCACAACGCACCUGUUCCGCAAGUGGGUACUAGUCCAUCUCCCCUGGCUUUUUGUUGAAUCUGUCAACUGGAUAAACUGUUUUGCCUUUCCCCUUCUCUGUAAUUUCAUUCUGAGCUCUCCUGUCCUGGCCGCCCAUGAGCCAGCCAUGGAAAUAUCAAAGGAAUCAGAUUCCCAAUCCCAUCCCUUCCACUGGCACUUCACCGAGCUCGAAGACCACGAUUUCGAGAUCCGGGGCCGCACGCUCUACUACAUCAUCGCUCUCUUCGCCAUCGUCCUCGCCGUUUCCCUCGUCCUCAUCUACUGGCGGUGUUUCAGUCGUUGCCGUUCAAACCCCUCCACCCCCAACUCCCACGCGCCCACCCCUCCGCCCCCACAACCACGAGGGCUCGAUCCCGCUACUAUCCGCUCGUUGCCCAUCUCGCUGGUCACCAAUGGGCAGUUCCCAGAAGCCGAUUGUUCCAUAUGUCUCGGUGUAUUUGGCGAUGGCGACAAAGUUAAGGUUUUGCCUCAAUGUCAACACCUUUACCAUUCCGAAUGCGUCGACAAGUGGCUCAGUAACGAGCCGAGUUGCCCACUUUGUAGAUCUUCCAUACAAGUUGACUCACAUCUUCAUCCUCCUCCUCGGAUCGUAAUCCAAUAAAGAAGAAGAGCAGAAGCUGAUUUUCAGGUGUAUUAUGCUAUCUCUUUCUGAUCGUUAAUUUGGUUUAUACUUGUAAAUCAGAUCAAAAUUGUUGUACAAAAGCGUGAAUCUAUUUUGUUUAGUUUGGUGAAGAAUUUGUGGCUCAGUUUUGUUGAGGAAGUCCUGAUCUGGAAGAUAACUGUUCGACAAAUUUCCUGAGAUAAUGUCAUUUUGUUUUGUAAGAAACAAAUCAAGUUCAA
Messenger RNA from Rubroshorea leprosula, 1459 nucleotides. The record is from the annotation of a GenBank genome assembly. Lineage: Eukaryota; Viridiplantae; Streptophyta; Magnoliopsida; Malvales; Dipterocarpaceae.